Messenger RNA from Myzus persicae (green peach aphid), 1147 nucleotides. RefSeq lists its product as uncharacterized. The coding region runs from base 1 to 786 and encodes 261 amino acids. Lineage: Eukaryota; Metazoa; Arthropoda; Insecta; Hemiptera; Aphididae. The transcript has 2 exons. Gene Ontology annotation, molecular function: cysteine-type deubiquitinase activity. Gene Ontology annotation, biological process: protein deubiquitination. The record is from RefSeq and is a predicted model, not a curated record.
AUGGUGGCUUUUUGUGACAGUCAGUUAUUUUCAGAAGCGCUCGUAAAAUAUAAAACAAAGUACAUAGAUUUUAUAACUCAGUUGGUUUCAAAGGGCAUUACGGGGUACACGUAUACGGAUAGAGCAGAAUUAAUUAUUUUGUUACUGAAUCCAGUGUUAGAAACACUUGAAUAUAAUACGUUUUUUGUGAAGUGUGAGACUACACCUAAGACUAUUUGUAAGUCUAUGUUCAAAGAGUUUCCAUCUAUCACAGAAAGAAGUAGUUGUUCUAAUGAAAAAUGUAAGAAGUUUCAAGAUACAUAUUAUCCGAUCUAUAUUAUAACAUACAACACUACAAACGGAAUUAUCGGUGAUUUGCAAAAAUGGAUUUGUGACCAAUUUCAAAAUCAACAAAUAGUGUGCAAUUAUACAGAUAACUUGGAAAAAUCCCAAUGCAACAGUCUUAGACGAACAAGUUUUGAAGUAUCCCCAUUAUAUUUACUGAUAGAAGUUUUGUUUUGGAAAGGAGAAAACUUAGAACAGAGUACGGACGCUGCACCACAUGUAGAAGUUAAAUUGGGAGACAUUCCUGCAAUCGUAUUCUAUGAAUCUACAGCGUAUGAAUUAAGAGGAGUUUUAAACUUCCAUAAAGGCAAAACUCAGCUAAGAAAUUCAAUUGGACACUAUACUGCCUAUUGUAAAAGACAAGGAGGUAAUUGGGAACUAUAUGAUGAUUUAAACAAAAAACCAAAAUAUGUAAGUAUAAAUACUGUGGUCGCGUGUGAAAUGUUGUUGUACACUAUCUAAAACAAAAUUGUAUACUUGUAAUAAGACUAUUUUUAAAUAAUUAUUCAUACAAAUUCCUGUAUAAGUUAUAAACAAGAUAAAGUAAAAAAAAUUAUUUAGCAUUAAAAAGUAUUCAAAAAUUGUUUUAAUUAUUUCUCUAUUAAAGUAAGUUUCUUAUUUUGACUCUAUUUGCAAUUUCUUCCCUUGGAUUCAGAAACGAGAGGGAUAACCUCUAUUUAAGGUACACAUGUAAGUAAUUAAACCAAAUUAUUAAUUCAAAAAUAACAGAUUUAUCUUGAAUAUAGGAAAAGACAAAUCUUCUUCUCAUAUGAUAGAAACAUAUAAUGUAAUUCUCUAUUAAGAGUAAAAUAUACUUUUUAUU